AUGAGUACGAUAUUUACAAGUGAAGAGAGAAAACAAAAUGGUUUAUCUCUACUAGAAAAAUAUAAUGGAAUUGAUGAUGAAUGUUUUGAAGGAAGUAAUGAUCUUGUUGAUAUUAAUAUACCAACAACUAUUGAGUGGAUAGGAGAGAAUUGUUUUAAAGAAUGUACAAAAUUAACAUCAGUUACUAUUCCAACAACAGUUACUGAAAUAGGAAAUAGAUGCUUUAAAGGUUGUUCGUCAUUAGUAACAAUUAAUAUACCAUCAUCGAUUAAUAAAAUAAGGUAUGAAUGUUUUAGUGAAUGUACAUCACUUGUUUAUAUUAAAUUCCCAACAUCAAUUACAUCAAUAGGAAAUGAAUGUUUUAAUAAUUGUUACAAUCUAAAGAAAAUUAAUAUACCUACUUCAAUUAAAGAACUUGGAAUUAAUUGUUUUAGUGGAUGUUCAUCAUUAAGAA
This is a messenger RNA of Entamoeba nuttalli P19, 454 nucleotides long. Its product is annotated as leucine rich repeat protein, BspA family protein. Lineage: Eukaryota; Evosea; Mastigamoebida; Endamoebidae. The transcript has a single exon. The annotation marks the transcript as partial. The record is from RefSeq and is a predicted model, not a curated record.